CGAAUACAUGCCUUACAGGUAAAUCCAGCAAUGUGGGUUUGGAAAGGAUUCAUCAUUGCUGCUCUAUUGGCAGUAGUUUCGACAAAAUCCAAAAGUGACGACACGAUCCAAAAUCAUCUUGCAAUGAACUACCACCCACAAGAGUUCAUAGCACCUAUAUGCAUUACAGAUAAGGAUGGAAAAUUAUUUUGUUUGGACGAAGCAAAAUGCAGUUCCUGCGCAACUAUUAAGGAUGAACGCAAGAAGGAAAUAUGCUUAUACUACUGUGAGAGGAAAGCAUUGAAUCCAAGGAAUAAGAAUCAAGGAGUGUGAAAUAGUGGCUGUCCUUUCGACUCGAUUCACUUAUAAAACAUGCGUUUUCGAA
Messenger RNA from Cylicocyclus nassatus, 364 nucleotides. The record is from the annotation of a GenBank genome assembly. NCBI's taxonomy places the organism in Eukaryota, Metazoa, Nematoda, Chromadorea, Rhabditida, Strongylidae.